Messenger RNA from Piliocolobus tephrosceles (Ugandan red Colobus), 802 nucleotides. Its product is annotated as nucleoside diphosphate kinase A. The record is from RefSeq and is a predicted model, not a curated record. NCBI's taxonomy places the organism in Eukaryota, Metazoa, Chordata, Mammalia, Primates, Cercopithecidae. Gene Ontology annotation, molecular function: nucleoside diphosphate kinase activity. The coding region runs from base 151 to 609 and encodes 152 amino acids. The transcript has 5 exons. Gene Ontology annotation, biological process: CTP biosynthetic process; UTP biosynthetic process; GTP biosynthetic process.
GAGCGGUGUUCUGCAAAAUGGGCUCUCCGGCAGCGGAUCUGCGCAGAAGCGUUCCGUGCGUGCAAGUGCAGCGAACCACGUGGGUCCCCGGCGCGUUUCGGGUUCCGGCGGCUGCAGCCGGAGUUCAAGCCUAAGCAGCUGGAAGGGACCAUGGCCAACUGUGAGCGUACCUUCAUUGCGAUCAAACCAGAUGGGGUCCAGCGGGGUCUUGUCGGAGAGAUUAUCAAGCGUUUUGAGCAGAAAGGAUUCCGCCUUGUUGGUCUGAAAUUCAUGCAAGCUUCUGAAGACCUUCUCAAGGAACACUACAUUGACCUGAAGGACCGUCCGUUCUUUGCCGGCCUGGUGAAAUACAUGCACUCAGGGCCGGUAGUUGCCAUGGUCUGGGAGGGGCUGAAUGUGGUGAAGACAGGCCGAGUCAUGCUCGGGGAGACCAACCCUGCGGACUCCAAGCCUGGGACCAUCCGUGGAGACUUCUGCAUACAAGUUGGCAGGAACAUUAUACAUGGCAGUGAUUCCGUGGAGAGUGCAGAGAAGGAGAUCGGCUUGUGGUUUCACCCUGAGGAACUGGUAGAUUACAUGAGCUGUGCUCAGAACUGGAUCUAUGAAUGACAGGAGAGCAGGCCACAAUGCUUUCACAUCCAUGUCUCCUCUUCCCAUGGGCAGAGGACCAGGCUCUAGGAAAUCUAGUUAUUUAAAGGAACUUCGUCAUAAUUUGGAAGGAAGCUCUUGGAGCUGUGAGUGCUCCCUGUACAGUGUUACCAUCCCCUACCAUCUGAUUAAAAUGCUUCCUCCCAACGUAGGA